Molecule: messenger RNA, 3236 nt
Organism: Procambarus clarkii (red swamp crayfish)
Lineage: Eukaryota; Metazoa; Arthropoda; Malacostraca; Decapoda; Cambaridae
Product: neuropeptide CCHamide-1 receptor
Biological process (GO): G protein-coupled receptor signaling pathway
Cellular component (GO): plasma membrane
Molecular function (GO): neuropeptide receptor activity
Source: RefSeq, a predicted model, not a curated record
GAGAAAAUGGAAGAUUCGGACACGAAUCACGUGAUAUGGAACACCAACUUCACCAAAGACUACGCCUCUUACAUCGACUUGUUUACGCACGACAACGCCUCUAUCGACGCAAUCCUAAACGACAGUCGGUUGUCGAACUCCUCGGAGGCGAUGGAGGGCGGGAACGCGACGGUCUACACACCGUACGCCGAGCGCCCGGAGACCUACCUCGUGCCCCUCGUCUUCGCUGUCAUCUUCGUCACCGGCGUGGUGGGGAACGGCGCCCUCAUCUUCAUGUUCCUCAAACACCCGAAGCUCAGGAGUACACCCAACACCCACCUGGUGUCACUGGCGGCGGGAGACCUACUGAUGGUGUUGCUGACCGUGCCCUUCACGUCCCUCGUCUACACCCUCGAAUCUUACCCGUUCGGGGAGGCAGUGUGUCGCGCCUCCGAGUUUGCCAAGGACCUUAGCCUCGGCAUCACCGUCUUCACCCUCACGGCUCUCAGCGCCGACCGAUACAUGGCCAUCGUCCGCCCCGUGUCGCACCAUGUGUCCGACUCCGCCGGACGCCUCACCAUCACCGUGGCCGUCGGGAUCUGGAUAAUAUCGGCUCUCUUGGCGAUACCCGCAGCCGUCUUCUCCAGUACCCCGAUGUUAUCCACACCUACAGGCAAAAAGUACUACAUCUGUACACCAUUUCCGAACUACUUGGGGACUCUUUACCCAAGAAUCCACGCCUUGGUGAAGGUGAUUGUGUACUACGUCUUCCCUCUGGUUCUCAUCGCCUCGUUCUAUGUGUUGAUGGCACGGCAUCUCUUCAUCUCAGCUCAACACCUGCCCGGGGAAGCGGCGGGGCAGCAGAGACAGGCUCAGGCACGCCGGAAAGUGGCCAAAAUGGUGCUGGCUUUUGUCAUCAUCUUCGCUAUCUGCUUCCUGCCUCUCAAUGUGUUUACUCUUUGGUGGCAUUUUGCCCCGAACUCCGAAGAGAGUUACGAUAUUCACUGGCACACGCUGCGAAUAGUUGGGUUUUGCCUGUCGUUCAUUAAUUCGUGUAUCAACCCUAUUGCUCUUUACUGCGUUAGCGGAACCUUCAGAAAAUACUUCAACAAACAUGUAUUCUGCUGGUGCCAGCGGCGAGGCGCCAGGGGCGACUGGGAUGGCGCUGACUCCUCUGGCACACGCAUGACCACGGCUAUCAGGACGGAGCAAGUCCCUCUCAAGACGGUGGGCACUGACAACGGGAGUCAGGCUCCUCACCACCGCCUCACACUCUCUAACACAACCGUCCUUACCAACCGGCAGCACCACAACCCGGCCUCCGUGGUGUGACGCUCCGACACCCGCCUGGCCUCUGGGGUCUGAUGCUCUGACGUACGUCUGAACUCUUGUGGUGUGACGCUGCGACAUCCGCCUGGCCUCUGGUGUGACGCUGCGACAUCCGCCUGGCCUCUGGUGUGACGCUGCGACAUCCGCCUGGCCUCUGGUGUGACGCUGCGACAUCCGCCUGGCCUCUGGUGUGACGUUGUGACGUACAUCUGGCCUCAGUGGGGUGAGGCUCUGACGUACGUCUGACCUCUGUGGUGUGACGUUGCGACAUCCGCCUGGCCUCUGGUGUGACGCUCUGACGUACGUCUGAUCUCCAUAGUGUGACGCUCUGUCACCAAACUGGCCUCCCUCUGAGGCUCUGGCUGAAGCGUCGAGUCGUCUCUUUACAGCAACAAACAUAAAACAAAAAACUCCUUUCCAGAACACAGUUACUCAGCUCGGAGUGAUUUUUCCUCUCGUCUUCAGUGUGUAUCUCAACGCUGUCCCUCUCAUCUGGGCUGAGUAACAGUCUUAAGGGUUUAGGAGCUCCUGUACUCAUGUAGCUGUGGGUAGAAAGGUGGCAAAGUGAUGUUUAUGUCUGCUAUAAAGCUUGUUCCUUGAACCCAUGGAACAUACGCAGUGGCAUUACAAUCUUUCCUCUCUGAAUGCGCUCUCCAGUCAGACUGGUGAUAUAUUCCUCGUUGUUCUUGUGACUUCAAUUCCAUGAGCACCCUGCACGGUCUGUUCUACUCACGGUCGCUCUCGCACGCAGUACUGGCGUCAGGAACUUGCGAGCAAGUCCAACACUGUCCUCAAAACAGCCAUCGUACGGGAAAGUCAUUAUUGUCGUACGGCUUCACCUUGCGCACACACACUCUCUUAGUCUAUAAACUCUGUUGACUGAAUGAGUAAUUAGAACAGAUCUUUUCCAAUGCGUAAGAUAGGAAGUGUCUAUGUGCUUUUGUGUGCAACUGUGCUAGUAUAUAUUAAUGUAAAUCACUGUUGAUUCACAAGUACAUUACAUUGUUUCCCACUGUUUGUAAAAAUAAAUGAAAUCAGAAGACAACAUGAUGCAACUUUGCGUUAAAUGAAAACACGUUAUUUGAUCUUCCAUCAGAUUUCUACAACUCUUGGCAGCGCCUAAAACAGACAGAGAGACAGACAGACAGUCGGGGAGCAUUGUGCCAGCUGUGAGCGAGGACAGGGGACCCGCUGAAGCCCUUGGCUCCGCCCACAUACACGCUCCAGGAUCUAAUCAUUCUGCUGAAUAGCUAUCAAAGCGGCAUUUGAUUUGCUGGUGGUGGAUGCCAGCAGUGUGGAAUACUGAUGGUCGAUGGGACCACACACAUACGUCAUUCAUCAACGCCAAAACCCGAUCUGUCGCUUUUAAAAACCUAUUGUAAUGCAGCCUAAUAUAAUAAUAUAUAGAGUAUUAAUGUGUAAAUAAAAAAAAUAACCCUUUAUGAGAACAUUUAUGAUACAUCUGUAUUAUGUAUAAAGCUUAUGUCUUUGUCCGUACAUGAGGGGAAUACUAUAGACGUGAUUACAGUAUAUUAAGAUAUCUGCCUGUAACUGUAUAAUAUAUUUUGUACUGCUGCUUGUUCUGUAAAACAGUAGGUGUGUUAAAGAUAAUUUAACGUAUGUUUGAGGCUCCUGUUGGCAUCUUUAUAUACUUUAAGAUAAUUCAUUAACAAUGACAUGUUUCGAAUUUUUCUAAUUAAUUUUGUGUAUUUAUAAACGUCGUGUCUAUCAGGCAGAACCGCACUGCUAGGCCUGGUAAACAAGGCCCUAACAGGCAGCGCGAUUCUGCAUAUUUUAAUAUAUUUCUUCCCAUAUUAGUUCACCAAUAGCAAUAUUAAUAUACUGAGAACAUGCAUUAUACUUAGGUUAGGUUAGGCUAGGUUAGGUUAGGCUAGGUUAGGCUAGGUUAGGUUAGGUUAGGUUAGGUU